GCAAGGAGAAGUCUGGAGAUAAAUGUGAGAAGGGAGGGACAGGCAGUAGAAACAAAAGUGAAACUGUUUGAGCAGCAUAUUCCACAAGACUUCAGGUCUUCCUGAGUGUAGCCUUCAUAUGAUUUGACAUCUCCCAUACCAUUCUCUCACUAGAAGGGAAAACCUAUAAUGGCAGCAGGCCAUAAAAGAGAUCCAGUUUGGGAAUAAGAACCAUUCAAGAAACACAUGUUUGUUGAUGAUGUUUUAAAGAAAGUCAUACCAGUGAACGGGUGGAAGUCACUUUAGCACUUGGAUUCAGAGACUGUUGAAGUGAUAAUCUCACUUUAAACAGCAGUAGCUUCUUCUGCUGGUGUAGAAAGAAUAUUUUCUUCCUUUAUACUAAUUCAUUCCAAGUUGAGAAAUUGUUUGGGACCGGAAAAAGCAGGAAAACUUGUUUUUCUUUUCCAGAUUAUGAACAAACAGGAAAAUGAAGAUUUCCGAGGUUCCUGUUGCAUGCAAAUCGUGCCCUUGUGGCUACAUAUUUAUUAGUCGAAAGCUCUUGCAUGCCAGACGUGCUGAGAAAUCACCACCCACUGCAGAAAACAAGAGUGAGGCCAAAAGGAGACGAACAGAGAGAGUUAAGCGAGAGAAGAUAAAUUCUGCAGUAAAUAAAGACUUAGAAAACAGAAAAAGGUCCAGAUCUAACAGCCAUUCAGAUCAUAGCAGACGGGGACGAGGAAGACCUAAGAGUGCCUCAGCCAAAAAGCAUGAGGAAGAAAGAGCUUCUCCUGGGCUGGGAGUGUUUCACCAGGUAAAUUUUCUUCUCUGCCAUCUAUUUGGUUUAUCCACCAGCGUGGAGAGGGCAGAAUCUUCUGAGCCAGGUCUUGUGCUACUGCAGCUGAUCAUUAGGAUGCAGAGAAACCACAUGUUCUGUGGUCAAUCGACCAUUCGAGUUAACUCAUUAACAAGUGUACUGCUGUGGCUGCUGUUGUUGUUCUGGCCAGCGUCAUAGCAGAAGAUUGUGUCAAUGAAAUGAAUACCUAAUAAGGAACACGGUAGUUUAAGUGAGAGCCUGAUAAAAUCUAUUAUACAACA
Molecule: messenger RNA, 1074 nt
Organism: Gopherus flavomarginatus (Mexican gopher tortoise)
Lineage: Eukaryota; Metazoa; Chordata; Testudines; Testudinidae
Gene: HDIP1
Product: chromosome 14 C16orf87 homolog
Exons: 5
Coding region: 467-991 (174 amino acids)
Source: RefSeq, a predicted model, not a curated record